Marmota monax (woodchuck) is the source of this 2253-nucleotide messenger RNA. It is a transcript of the gene Cpne7, whose product is annotated as copine 7. Gene Ontology annotation, molecular function: calcium-dependent phospholipid binding. Lineage: Eukaryota; Metazoa; Chordata; Mammalia; Rodentia; Sciuridae. Gene Ontology annotation, biological process: cellular response to calcium ion. The record is from RefSeq and is a predicted model, not a curated record. The transcript has 15 exons. Gene Ontology annotation, cellular component: plasma membrane. Bases 107 to 1864 code for a protein of 585 amino acids.
CGCGGUCACGCCUGGCCGGGCCACCAUUUCCCGGUCGCCACGGCGUCGCGGACUCCCCAGCAGCGGCUCCUGAGCCCACCUGGUCCGAGGUGCCCCGCAGGCAGCCAUGAGCGGGUGCACAGAUCGCGGGGCGGUCGCAGCCCCGGCUCCGGCCCCAGGGUCGGUGCCUGCACCCUGCGCCUCGAAGGUGGAGCUGCGGCUCAGCUGCCGGCACCUGCUGGACAGAGACCCAUUGACCAAGUCCGACCCCAGCGUGGUGCUGCUGCAGCAAGCGCAGAACCAGUGGGUGCAGGUGGGCAGAACUGAGGUGGUCCGCAGCAGCCUGCAUCCCGUGUUCUCCAAGGUCUUCACUGUUGACUACUAUUUUGAGGAGGUGCAGAGACUGCGCUUUGAGGUGUAUGACACCCACGGGCCCAGUGGUCUUAGCUCUCAGGAUGACUUCCUGGGGGGCAUGGAGUGCACCUUGGGGCAGAUUGUGGCCCAGAAGAAGAUGACCCGCCCGCUGCUGCUGAAGCUCGGCAGGACUGCCGGCAAGUCCUCCAUCACUGUGGUGGCCGAGGACAUCUCCGGAAACAAUGGUUAUGUGGAGCUCUCCUUCCAGGCCAGGAAGUUGGACGACAAGGACCUCUUCAGCAAGUCCGACCCCUUCCUGGAGCUGUUCCGCAUCAACAGGGACGGCAGCGAGCAGCUGGUGUACAGGACAGAGGUGGUGAAGAACAACCUCAGCCCUGUGUGGGAGCCCUUCAAGGUGUCCCUCAACUCUCUGUGCAGCUGCGAGGAGACCCGGCCUCUGAAGGGCCUGGUCUGGGAUCACGACUCCCGAGGGAGGCACGACUUCAUCGGAGAAUUCUCCACCACCUUCGCUGAGAUGCAGAAGGCCUUCUCGGAAGGCCGGGCCCAGUGGGAAUGUGUCAACGCCAAGUACAAGCAGAGGAAGCGCAGCUACAGGAACUCCGGGGUGGUGGUCCUGGCUGGCCUGAAGCUCCACAGGGUCCACUCCUUCCUGGACUACAUCAUGGGCGGCUGUCAGAUCCACUGCACGGUAGCCAUUGACUUCACAGCCUCCAACGGCGACCCCCGGAACAGCUGCUCCCUGCACCACAUCGACCCCCGCCAGCCCAACGAGUACCUGAGGGCGCUGGUGGCCGUGGGCGAAGUCUGCCAGGACUACGACAGUGACAAGAGGUUUUCUGCUUUGGGGUUUGGAGCCAGAAUCCCUCCCAAGUAUGAGGUGUCCCAUGACUUUGCCAUCAAUUUCAAUCCCGAGGACGAUGAGUGUGAAGGCAUCCAGGGCGUGGUGGAGGCCUACCAGAACUGCCUGCCCCAGGUCCAGCUCUACGGCCCCACCAACGUGGCGCCUAUCAUCUCCAAGGUGGCCCGCAUGGCGGCGGUUGAGGAGCGCACGGGCGAGGCCUCUCAAUACUACAUCCUGCUGAUCCUGACGGACGGCGUGGUGACCGACAUGGCGGACACGCGGGAGGCCAUUGUGCGCGCCUCGCACCUUCCCAUGUCCAUCAUCAUCGUGGGCGUGGGCAACGCCGACUUCACCGACAUGCAGACUCUGGACGGGGAGGACGGCGUCCUACGCUCCCCUCGGGGCGAGCCGGCGCUCCGGGACAUCGUGCAGUUCCUGCCCUUCAGGGAGCUCAGGAGCGCCUCCCCCGCGGCAUUGGCCAAGUGUGUGCUGGCCGAGGUCCCCAAGCAGAUGGUGGAGUACUACAGCCACAAGGAGCUGCCUCCACGUGGCUUUUGCAGCCUCCCUGGAGAGGCCAGUCCCCGCUCGUCUCCUGAGGACUCCAGGCACGGGGACUGUGACCAGGGUGCCCCCACGGCCUCUGUUUCCAGCACCUUUGGGGGUCCUUAAGCCCCUGAGGCCCCCAGAAGCCUCCUGCUCCCAGCCCAGGCUUGUCCCCUCCUGUCGUCCUAUUGGCCUGGGAGGGCGGGAGAUGAAGGGAUCCAGGCCCUUUGGGGGGCACCCAGAAGCAGCAGCCCCCAUGCCUAUCCCUGCUGGAGCCAGGGGUUGCUGAGCGUAGGACAGGCCUGGCAGGCCCUCCUCGCCGGGGCUCCUCAGCGUCUGCUUGUUGAGGGCAGCUGUCCUGAGCACCCGACACCCUCCUGGGCAGACCCCUCUCUGCCCUGGCAGGACCCCUCCGCCUGCCCCUGCUGCCAUCCUGAGCAUCCUGUCCACAUCCCAGGGCCUUGGGGGUCUGAGUGAGCGUCGGGUCUAAUAAAGCCCCACCUGGCCUCUGUGAC